Messenger RNA from Panonychus citri (citrus red mite), 1387 nucleotides. Its product is annotated as aquaporin-9-like. Bases 131 to 967 code for a protein of 278 amino acids. Gene Ontology annotation, molecular function: glycerol channel activity; water channel activity. Gene Ontology annotation, cellular component: plasma membrane; basolateral plasma membrane. The record is from RefSeq and is a predicted model, not a curated record. Gene Ontology annotation, biological process: water transport; glycerol transmembrane transport. The transcript has 6 exons. Lineage: Eukaryota; Metazoa; Arthropoda; Arachnida; Trombidiformes; Tetranychidae.
UUAAUUGUUAAUGACGAUGAUGAUUACGAUUUAACAGUUUCUACCAUUUACUUGUUGAAAUUUAUUUGGUGGUUGAACAUUUAGCUAAUUGUUACCAUUAUAAUUGUGAUCAUUUGCCCAGUGAUUAAAAAUGGUUGACCUACGAACUGAAAGUUCAGUCAUUCGUGAAUUUUUAGCUGAAUUUUUGGGAACUUUUAUAUUAACUACUUUAGGCUGUUGUGUUAAUGCAGCAUCAGCUGUUUCUAAACAUGGACCGGUCAGUGGAUUAACUGGACCAUGGGGAUGGGGCCUCGCGUUAACAGCAUCAAUUUAUGUCUCUGGUGGUGUAUCAGGGGGACAUGUUAAUCCAGCAGUAACAUUAGGAAUGGCAGCAAUUGGUAAAUUGUCUUGGCUCAAAGUACCUCAUUAUUUUGCCGCUCAAUAUAUUGGGUCAUUUUUUGGUGCAAUGGUCACUUACUUUGUCUACAUUGAAGCGAUCACCACAAAUUUUGGCAUUGAUUUACAAACCGAAGGCUCAAAUGCAACGGCAGGUAUCUUCGGCACUUUCCCCCAGCCUGACGUUUCAAUUGGCACCUGUUUCCUUGACCAGGUCAUCUGUGUCUCUUUGUUUCUCCUCAUCAUCCAAGCGAUCACCGAUGAACGAAACAUGGCCUGUCCCAAAGGACUAAUUCCAAUAGCGAUUGGAAUUGCUGAUUUGUCUUUGAUGAUUUUCGCCUUCGGAUUCAAUUGCGGUGCUCCGAUCAAUCCAGCUCGAGAUUUCGGUCCAAGACUUUUCUCCUCCCUGGUUGGAUAUGGCGGUGAAGUUUUCUCUUUACGUGGUUACAAUUACUUUUGGCUUCCAUUGGUUGCCCCUCAUAUCGGAGGAAUCGUCGGCUCUUGGAUAUAUGUAAUUUGUAUUAGUCUUCAUUGGCCAGCACAAUCGUUUGAAGUUGAAAGAACAUACGUAGAAAUGAAUACAGUUAAAUAGGCCGAUUAUCAUGGUUUCCAUCAAUUUCUCAUUCUAAUUGUUAUUUAAUUAACACAAAAGAUUCAUAAGAAAUAAGUUGAUUUCUAAGUACAAACAUUGCGGAUAAAGACAGUCAAUAUACAUCAAUUAUCAAUCUUAAUUACUACCUGAUCAUUUAUACAAUAAUCUCAUUUGUUAAUUGAUUUCUCAUUUAUUAUUAUCACGGAGAAAAAAAAAUCUGAUCCUGAAAAUCAAAAUUCAACGAAUCAACUUGAUCUAUUAACGACGAAAAUGUAACUUUUUCAAUGAUCGAUUACAUUAUAACUUAUGAUUCUUAAAUUAUCAUUAAACAAUCAGCUUUCUAUUACAAUUAGUUAAUCAACAACGUGCAAUCAAUUUUAAAUAUCAUGAACUUCACCAUUAAAAUAUAUCAGUUGAUAA